GCGAUGUUUUUAAGAUAUGUACUUUCUUUUGUUAGAAUGUAUUGUUUAUUUGUCAGUUUAUGGCUCUUAAUUUUAACAGAGGCAACGGAAUUGCCCAGCUGUAAAGAGUCAGAUUACCAUUUUGAAUACACAGACUGUGAUGUUUUGGGCUCUCGAUGGAGAGUGGCGAUACCCAACAAACCAGAAACCUGUACGGGUUUACCUGAUCCGGUCAAAGGCACCAAGUGCACGUUCACCUGUAAUGAGGGAGAAUUUCUGGACAUGAGGACUCAGGAGUGUCAGAAAUGUGUCGCAGGGACCUACUCUUUAGGCACGGGAGUUGCCUUUGAUGAGUGGGACAGUCUGCCCACCGGCUUCAUCAGCCAUGGCAUCGAUACGAGUAAAGGAGAUUCUUCCACAAAUUGCUCUAAUUCAACAUGGAUCCCUAAAGGUGACUACAUUGCCUCAAACACAGAUGAGUGUUCCUCCACUCUUUCCUACGCUGUGAGUCUGAAGAAACCCGGUUCUGUGUCUUUCCAGUACAUCUACCCAGACAACAGCAUCUUUUUUGAGUUCUAUGUUCAGAAUGACCAGUGCCAGUCAACAGAUUCUGUAAAUCGCUGGAUGACAUUAUCAAAAAGUGACUGGGAAUAUCACUAUGUGCAGCUGAGUAGUGGGAACAAUGUCUUGUACUGGAGGACUACAGGUUUCUCUCUUGCUGGAAGCUCUGCCAAACCAGUUCUACUGAAGAACAUUGCCAUCUCAGGUGUCUCUUAUACAUCUGAAUGUUUUCACUGUAAGCCUGGCACCUACAGUGAUAAACCAGGAGCCUCUCGCUGCAUCCCAUGUGCUGUUAAUUCUUACUCUAAUAAAGGAGCCACGGCAUGCCAGCCAUGUGAAGCAGAUUCAUACUCGGGGAUUGGAUCUGGAAGCUGUCUACAGCGGCCACACUGCAAACAAAGCGAUUACUUCUAUACUCACACACUAUGUGACUCAAGAAGCCAGACACAGCUUAUGUUUAAGUGGAUCGAGCCCAAGAUCUGCAGCGAGAGUGGAAAUGGGGCGAUCCAGCUUCCAGCCUCAGGUGAGAUGAUGGCCUGCCCGCCUUGCAAUCCAGGAUUCUUCUCCAGCAACACCUCCACCUGUGAACCCUGCCCACAUGGCUUCUAUUCAAAUGGAACAGAAUGCUCUGAGUGUCCUUCCGGAAUGGAACCUGUCGUGGGUUUCGAGUAUAAAUGGUGGAACAGGAUGCCUAGUAACAUGAGAAGUUCUGUCUUUAGCGUAGAAUACAGCAGUACUGACAGGACCACAGGCUGGGAGGUAGCAGGUGAAUACAUCUAUACCACACCAAGUGAUCGGGACUCGGACUUCAUGUUGUUGACGCUCCAAGUACCUGGAUACAGCUUUCCUCAUUCUCUAAGUAAAGACAACGAGAGAGCUGAACUUUCAAAAAUAACAUUUGUGUUUGAAACGAAAUGUACAGCUGAUUGUAAACUGCAUUUCAUGGCUGGGCAGAAUGAAAGGAAUAAUAUGAUUGCGGAGAGUUGGAGCGGUACUAUAGGCAAGCAGUCCUACUCUUAUCUUGUUAAGAGCAACAGCACUGUCAGCUUCACCUGGGGUUUUCAGCGCACUGGGACCUUCAGCAUGGAAAGUGAAUACAGCUCUGACUUUGCUAAGAUCUACUCUGUUCACAUCACCAAUGUGAUCGGGGGUGUGGCUUCAGAAUGUCGACAGUGUGCUCUGGCGGCCUCUGGCACGGACUCCGGCUGCGUGCCCUGCCCCUCAGGCCACUACAUGUUAAAUGGCACUGGAGUGUGUAAAAGCUGUCCCGCUAACACCAUCAUCAGACCUGAGCAGCCAAUAGGAGAGCAAGCCUGCAUUCUUUGUGGUCCGAAUACUGACAGUAAUAAAGGCCGUUCAGCGUGUAUUAGUGACUGUACUUUAGCACUGUUACAUAAAGGAGAGUUCCUGCACUAUGAUUUCUCUCCGUUGGCACGUGUUACAGAUUUCCAGAGCACUCCACGAUUCACCAGUAAAGGGCUGCAGUACUUUCACCAUUUCAGUGUUAUGCUCUGCGGGACGCAGAACAGGGGUCUUGCAUCCUGUGUUGAAAAUGUGACUGAGAGUAAGAGAGAAGUGAAGGGCUACAUCUGUCGGUCCACUCUAGUGCCUUCUGAGGUCAGGGGUCAGAGUGUUGUGUCCUCUCAACCUUUCAGUAUUGGAGACACUUUAAUUGGAGUGACAACUGACUCCAAACUGGUUGACAUUUCAUCUUUCGACAGCUACUUCCCCUCCAAAUCUGAGCUACCUGAUGUCAUAUUUUACUAUAGAUCUAGAGAAACAACACAAGCAUGUAAAAAUGGAAGAUCAACCUCUGUCAGGCUCCGAUGUGAUCCUACUGUAACAACAGACCAAUUUUUCUUACCAAGUAAUUGCUCAGAAGGCACAUGUGAUGGCUGCUCUUUUCAUUUCCUGUGGCGUUCCCAGCAUGCUUGUCCUCUCUGCUCAGAGAGGAACUAUAAAGAGAUUGUGAGUGCCUGUAUCCAAGGAAUCCAGAGGACCACCUAUGUGUGGCAGCAGCCUCUGAGAUGCACAGGUGGGGUGGACCUGCCACCACAGAAGGUCAGCGCCUGUGUGACUUUGGACUUCUGGCUGAAGUUUGGCGUCUCUGUUGGAACUGUGGCCGCCAUAUUGCUCAUUACCAUCAGCUGCUACUUCUGGAAAAGAACACGCAAGCUGCAGUAUAAAUACUCAAAGCUAAUGAUGACUGCAGGAGAUAAAGAGUGUGAACUACCAGCUGCAGACAGCUGUGCCAUCAUGGAGGGAGAAGACGCAGAGGAUGACCUCAUCUACCUCUCAAAGAAAUCUUUCUUCACUAAAAUCAAGUCGUUUUCCAGAGAGAGGACAUCAGAUGGCUUUGAUUCUGUUCCUCUGAAAUCCUCAGCUGUACAGGAGAUGGAGAUGGACUAGAAUCAACAGGAAAUUUUUGGCAAAAUUCGAAAACAUGUUUUAAAAAACUAUAGCAGCAUUGCUGUUUUCCAAAGAGGACUGUGAGGGUCUUAUCAAAUAAUUAAGUAAAACAAAUCAGAAUCAGAAAGAGCUUUAUUGACAAGUGUGCUUGGACACACAAGGAAUUUGUCUUCGUGACAGAAGCUUCCAGUGCACAUACAGGUUAAAAAAGUGACACGGCACAGGUAACAAAAUGUAAAAAAUAAAUAUGUGAGAGACAAUACACAUUUGACAGAAAGGACAAUAUUAGACAAAAGGACAAUAGGCAGUAUGUUGGAUGUACAGAUGUGCUAUAUACAAAUUAUACUGUUAUAUACAAGUUAUGCAGGGGAAUGUGGAUAGCUGAAUAUUAUAUCAACAACAUAUGUAUAAUAAAUAUGAGUAUGAUUCAAUAUCUGCCUUAUUCAAAUGUGCAUUGAUAACUCAGGUUUUGGGUCUCCUCUGGAUUAAGUAAAACCAAAAAGACUAAUGGCUUUUAAAAGUACAAACAUUUCUAACAAACCUGCCUGAGAUUUUAUGUUUAGAUUGUAACUUUAUUAUUUAAAGGCCAAAUAUACUAAAACAUUUGCUGAUGCAUUAAUAGAUAAUCAAGUAAGCAUAAUUUAUUUAACAUGUCCUUCUAUAAUUUGUCAUAAUUAUCUUUUUUUUAUUUGGAACCAUGGAGUUUUUUUGUUAUUGAGUGUGUAUUGAGUGGUAUUUGAAGCCAUAUCUGGUGUAGUGAGUUUUUGCUUUUUUUAUUCACUAUAAACAAAUUUUUAUAAACAUUUUUGUCACACUGGCAAUUAUAUGAAAUGUUGUUUGAUUAUUUUCUCCCAAUUUAUUUGCCUCUUUUUAUGUUUAUUGGAUUUUUAAAAGCAUUUUUUAUCUUACAUUACUUUAAAAAUCUAGUGUACUGUUUAAGUGAAGUAAAGCAUAUAAAGUACUUGCACGUAACUAUUUAAAAGACAAAAAAGUAAGCACGUAGGCUAUCUUUUGUUGUACAUUUUAAAGUAUUUUGUUUC
This is a messenger RNA of Triplophysa rosa, 3989 nucleotides long. RefSeq names its product endosome-lysosome associated apoptosis and autophagy regulator 1 (gene elapor1). The transcript has 22 exons. Gene Ontology annotation, biological process: positive regulation of vacuole organization; autophagosome assembly. NCBI's taxonomy places the organism in Eukaryota, Metazoa, Chordata, Actinopteri, Cypriniformes, Nemacheilidae. Gene Ontology annotation, cellular component: extracellular exosome; lysosome; trans-Golgi network. Bases 4 to 2949 code for a protein of 981 amino acids. The record is from RefSeq and is a predicted model, not a curated record.